Messenger RNA from Sceloporus undulatus (fence lizard), 2694 nucleotides. RefSeq names its product pejvakin (gene PJVK). Lineage: Eukaryota; Metazoa; Chordata; Lepidosauria; Squamata; Phrynosomatidae. Gene Ontology annotation, biological process: programmed cell death. The record is from RefSeq and is a predicted model, not a curated record. Gene Ontology annotation, cellular component: cytoplasm. The transcript has 6 exons. The coding region runs from base 881 to 1954 and encodes 357 amino acids.
AACACGGCUAUAUCUUUGAAUUCUUUGUUAUGUGCCCCUGCGUUUUACCCUCAACUUAUCCAUGGGUCAUAUCAAAAUCCAUAAUUUUGGCCCCCAGACCUGCCCUUGAGCUAUACGUGAGGUUGAUUUUUAGUUGAGUACCGCUAUACAGUGUAUGGUAUAUAACUGUUAACCUUUUAGCAGUUGAUUCAGUGAGUCUUGUUGAGACCAGCAAUUAGGCCCGAAAGAUCAAUUAACCUUGUUUUAAUGGUGUUAAAAGACUGCGUAAGAAAAGUGUUCCAAUGAAUUAAAUUAAGAUGCUGACUCUCUCAUAUAUCGUUCAAAUAAUUGGUUUUGACUGUGUCUUAGAAUUUCUUCUAGACCAGACUGUCAUGUUAUGAAGGCUCAAAGUUAUGCAGAUCAGCUGCUGAGAUAAGCUUGAGCUGAAUAAAUCCUAAAGCAUUUUUAAAAAACCGUGCUGGGUUUACAGUGGAUAAAUUAAUCCAGUCAGUUAUUUCUACUGUAUGUUACUGUAGAUUUUUAUAGGGGAUUUUCAACACUAUGUUAAAGUAAUCUGGAAGCUAGGAAGACACUACGCUAAGGUAUGACUCUAAUACAGGUGAACACUGCACUAUCACUUUUCAUUGUUAAUUUAUUAUUAAUUAUUUUCGACAUGGCUGAACAAUGAAAAAGAGUUCCUGGAUAAUAUACCGGAGGAGCUGGAUAACAACAAUGGCAAUACUUCCCUACCAGUUAAAUGUAGCAAGCUUUAGUACAAGGGAGUUUUUUGUUCUGAAUUAGUCAAUUUGGAAGAGUUAAGAAGAUUUCUUUUCAAAAUAUAGCCGUAUGAUUUGUACACUGCAAUUGAGAAGAGGGGUGUUUUUUUCCAAAGAAAUUGUCUAUGCGUAAUAUGUUUGCUGCUGCUACCAAAAGUUUUGUUAAGCAGGUUGGUGAUGGAGGUCGACUGGUUCCUGUUCGUAGUCUGAGCGAAGCAGAUAAAUACCAGCCGCUCAGUCUUGUCAUCAAGAGAAAAAGCUGUUUUCUUUCAGGAAGAUCAAGAUUUAUUUCAACGCCAUUCAGCUUAAAAGACAUUCUUCAAGGAGAAAAAGAAAUUUCAGCUGGUAUUUCAUCUUACCAGUUACUGAAUUAUGAAGACAAAUCAGAUGUAGCACUGAAUGGCAGACGAGGAAAUCACAUCAUGAACUCUGCUGGAGUCAAUAUUGCUGGAUCAGAUUCCCUCGCAGUGAAAGCUUCAUUUGGAAUUGUAACUAAACAUGAAGUAGAGGUACCAACGUUACUCAGAGAAGUGACUAAUAGAAAAAUGAAUUUUGACCAUUGCCUUGUCCGCCAGUCACGAGAAAGUAAGAAGACGGUUCUUUGUGUGGUCAUGGAAAGUAUCAGAACAACACGGCAGUGUUCGCUCUCUGUGCAUGCUGGCAUGAGAGGGGACACAAUGAGGUUUCAUAUUAUUGAUGAUCAUAACUACAAGGGACGUGACAAAGCUAUUGUCUUUCCUGCACACACAACUAUUGCAUUUAGUGUAUUUGAACUUUACAUCUAUUUGGAUGGUAAUUUUGAACUCUGUGUCACUCCAGAAUCCAAAGGAGGAUUUGAAAAAGAACCAUCAAGAUCAUUUUCAUUUACCAGAUUAAGGAAUACUCUGUUUCAUCGAAACAAGGGCGUAAUGGAUAUCAUUGCUCACCCGGAUAAUUACUUAGAUGACCUUUUUACUGACUACUAUGAAAAGGCCGCCAGCGUGACUGAUAUCUCUGCAAGCUACUUUCGAGAAGGAUCUCAUAUACGUGUGAAUUUACUUAAUAACAACAUCCCUAAAGGUCCUUGUUCCCUGUGUGGGAUGGGAAGUUCCAAAAGGGAAACAGUGUAUGGGUGCCUGGAGUGUUCUUUUAAUGGACAAACAUUUGUAAGACUACAUGCCGUGCCUUGUUUUGACCUGUGGCAUAAGAGAUUGAAGUAAACUUUUAAAUAACACAUUGGAUGUGGAUCCAGAUUGUUAUUUGCCCCUGAACUUUUAAUGGUAUCUAAAUGCAACUACCUUAGCUGGGAUCCUUCCUUUUAUGUAUGUUUAGCCAUGUUAGUGCCAUAGAAUUUUUGUGAGUUACAAUUGCAAAAGCAUAAAAAUGAAGCCACAGAUGAUUUUCUUUACUUUCCUGCUUUUCAAGCAAUAUUUUAUUUUUAAAUACAAAAGUAUGCCUCUCUUUCAAAAUGUGUUGUUGAUUCAUUCUGACUUCAUAAGACAGAAUAGCUAACAUGUACUCAAUUUUGAGUUAGCACUUCAACUGAAGUAUAGAAGUUAUUUCUGUACUGUAUUUUUAAAGGAAUAUUCUACAAACGUUUGCUUGUGUCUAAAGAAAGGAAUGUAGUUUAUCUUAACUAGACCACUGUAAGAUGGUAAGAAAAUGUAUGAAUUAUUUAUUAAUGGUAUAAAUAAUGAAUUGAAGUAUCAGAUUAAGAACAUGUUUGUGUUUGCUCCGGUAAAAAAAUACAGAGAAAUAAAAGCUAGACAUUCGUACAGCAUGAAUGUUUAAAUUUGAAUUUGCCAGUGUUUCCCCACUUAACUCUCCCAUUUAGUCUAUAUUUGUCAUUAUUACUGCACACAUUAAUUUUGUUUUUAAAAUGUUACGCCUUGCUACUUUUAGUGCCUCUUGAUGUAUUUGAAAAUAAUAGAUAUAUUUUAAAUAAUAAAGACAUACCUUU